Messenger RNA from Rhincodon typus (whale shark), 713 nucleotides. RefSeq names its product regulation of nuclear pre-mRNA domain-containing protein 1B-like. The annotation marks the transcript as partial. Gene Ontology annotation, molecular function: RNA polymerase II complex binding. The transcript is spliced from 4 exons. Gene Ontology annotation, biological process: mRNA 3'-end processing. The record is from RefSeq and is a predicted model, not a curated record. Gene Ontology annotation, cellular component: RNA polymerase II, holoenzyme. Lineage: Eukaryota; Metazoa; Chordata; Chondrichthyes; Orectolobiformes; Rhincodontidae.
UGACCCCGCCGGGAGGUUGGUGGGGUGAGAGGGCAGGCCGCCAUUUUGCCGUGUUAGCUCCUGAGGGAUCGAUUGGGGCAGACAGCAGGAUUGACCGAUACAUACUUACAUAGAGAGAGAGAGAGAGAGAGAUAUGUCCUCCUUCUCCGAGUCCGCCCUCGAGAAGAAGCUCGCUGAGCUGAGUAACUCACAGCAGAGUGUGCAGACCCUCUCUCUGUGGCUCAUCCAUCAUCGGAAACACGCAGGGAUCAUCGUGCACGUCUGGCACCGGGAGCUGAAGCGAGCUAAACCAAGCAGGAAAUUGACUUUCAUCUACCUGGCUAAUGAUGUCAUUCAGAACAGUAAGAGGAAAGGUCCUGAAUUCACCAAGGCUUUUGAGGGAGUUCUUGUGGAUGCUUUUUCGCAUGUUGCCAGAGAAUCUGAGCAGAGUUGUAAGAAACAAAUGGAACGAGUCCUGAAUAUCUGGCAGGAAAGAAUUGUCUAUGAUGUUGAUUUUAUUCAACAACUUAAGUUAACCGUGGAUGAAUCUAACAGUCCGCUUCCAGUAGAGAAUGCUGGUUCUAAGGUCGUAUACGAUCAACCACCAUCUUGCCCGUCAUCCAGUGAAAGGCAGUUUCGGUCUAACAGAGUUCGUAAUGCUGAGGUUGUAAAAGGUCAUGAAUCAGCAACAUCUGACUCUUCAUGCAGCAUCUCAUCUGAUACCAGAUAUAUAG